Messenger RNA from Aureobasidium pullulans EXF-150, 2118 nucleotides. RefSeq lists its product as uncharacterized. Gene Ontology annotation, molecular function: DNA binding; DNA-binding transcription factor activity, RNA polymerase II-specific; zinc ion binding. Bases 1 to 2118 code for a protein of 705 amino acids. NCBI's taxonomy places the organism in Eukaryota, Fungi, Ascomycota, Dothideomycetes, Dothideales, Saccotheciaceae. Gene Ontology annotation, biological process: regulation of DNA-templated transcription; DNA-templated transcription. The record is from RefSeq and is a predicted model, not a curated record. The transcript is spliced from 2 exons.
AUGGAAGACCAGCUGACACCAAACUCGACUACUGGAUCUGUUCGAGUCCGACCGCGAACAUCACGCGCCUGCAAUGUCUGCAGAGCAAGGAAGGUCAAAUGCGAUGGUAACCUCCCAUGUCGGAAGUGUGCGCAGAGUCGCAUUGACUGCAUCUAUCCUGGUGGUGUCAAGUCGCGUUCGGACGGGACGAAAAGACCCAUUGCACCAAAGCCUACACAACAAAGGAAAGAGCCGUCGGAAGCCGGGACAGAUCAAGCAACACAACCAAAUACACGGACUUAUGACGAUCCGGUCACCAACAAGAAACAGCAAGAGCUAAGGGCUGGAAUUGGUGCCUUCGAUCGUAACACCGAUGCCUACCAAUUCUACGGCCCUUCUUCCCAUUUUUCGUUCGUCCAACGAUUGUAUCAGCGCAUCAGACGUCAGAGUAAUGCGCCAUUGAACGUGCUCCCUCAACUGCCAGAAGGUCUUCGACAAUGGGGUAUCGAGCGUCAAAUCUUCACACACGGUGACGAAAAGUCAUCGCAGAAGAGCACCAUACCGGAUGGUAGUUUCCUUCCAAAAGAGCUAGGUGAAGCUUUCAUUUCAGCUUAUUUCACUCUCAUGCAUCCACAAGGUCCGAUACUGAUUGAAUGCGAGGUUCGUCAGACUUGGAAUGUCAUGUGGACUGGUCCCGGGCUGGCACCAGAACACAGUAAGAAGUUCGCCAAGGAGAAGGCGAUUCUGUACAUGGUUCUUGCCAUUGGUGCGAGACUGACUGACUAUGGAGAUGCUUCGCCUUCAUCUUCAGAUGAAUGGGCUCACCACUUCUACGAACGUGCCGGGGUGCCCACAGACUCUUUCGAAGAGACUUCCCUUCUUGGAACUCACCUUUUGCUGAUGAGGGCUCUAUAUGGAAUGCAAAUCGGAAGACCGAAUAUGGUAUACUUGUAUCUAGGCCAUGCAUCACGAUCAGCCAUGGCAUUGGGUCUUCAUCGCGCCCAAGUGGUGGCAGGAAACAACUCUUUCCUGAACCGCCUCAGGCUGACUUUCUGGACAAUAUUCUACAUGGAGAGGAUGAUGUCAAUGUUCACUGGUAGACCCUCCUGCUUCUUGGACGACUUGAUCGAUGCACCAUAUCCGGACGACUUUCCGCAAUCUGACGAUGGCGGUCAGAAUAUCGAGUUCGCAUAUAUCCGGGCCAUGGCAGUACUGGGCAAGAUCAGUGAGAGAAUCAUGGUCGGAAACUACUCUCCCACCAGAGCGAAGCGAGUGGCCGAUCUCACUGAGGUCAAUCGAGUCAACGGCGAAUGCUCACAAGCUCUUCGGGAUCUUCUCGACACACUGCCAUCAUACCUACAUUUCUUUGACGACAAGACACCGACUGGAGAAGCAUGGCAAGAAGUUCAAAGAUCAUGUCUUGGAGCGACAUAUCAUGUUGCCUGCAUCCUCAUCAACCGACCCGCUCUGGUAUACGUCACAUUCUUCGACUCAAAACAACAAGCGCAAGAAAGCAUAGGCGAUCGCAUCGACAUUCAACGAGACAUCAACCUAACAGUCUCUUCUGCGAAGAAUCUCAUCUCACUGGUCCAUGACAGCUUCUUCAACCGCUGUCCAGCCAUGAGAAGGGAUGGAAACAUGGUUUACUUCAUCGUCUCCGCAUGUCUCGUUCUCCUCUUCGAUGUCCUUGACACGGAAACGACGCCAGCCCACGCUAGGGAAGUCUUCCAAGCAGUCGAAAAGGGACUCAAAUGUCUUGAUCGUAUCGACCAUAUCGGAUCCACAACAGGGCGAGCCAUAAGCCUCGACGUGAUGAAGAUCGCCAAGGACGCUCUGAAAUCCACAGAGCCGACAAGUCAUCUAGGCUCAAAUCUCAUGGAGUCGUUCACCUGGCUUAACAACGAGAUGUUCGAUCAGUCGCCCUAUGACGCUGCUGGUUCUUGGUUGUACAACUCAUUGGAGAUGCCAUCGUUUGACUAUAGCACCGUGGGUAUGACUGAUUUGUUCGCGUCCAACGGGGUAGAUCUUGCGGGGCCUUCGGAUUCGAAUCAGAUGGUGCUGGAUGUUAUGGUUCAAGGGCUGCAAGUCGCAGAUGGUAGUUACAUUCCCUCGCAGUCCGUACCGCAGGGUCUGUUAUAA